AUGUAUUCAGAUCGUAAACUUUCGCGUCUUCCUAUUCAUUUAUCCAUUGAACAAAGACAACUCUCAAAAUUAGCUUCCUUACCUCGUAGUCCAAUACGAACAACACAAAAUUUACUGGUUACUGAUGAGAGAAUAUUAGGAAGACGUUGCAAUUGGGAACCAGAAUUCACGAAAAGUGUACAAAAGAAAGGUGCACAAUGGAUAGCACCAAAAAAUUGCACGGAAACAAAAGAACCUUUCAUGUCAACAUCAUUGCCUGAACUAGAUUUAGCAUUAGGCGGAGGUAUACCAUGCUCGUCCUUGACAGAAAUUGUAGGGCCUUCAAAUUUCGGCAAGACUCAAUUUUGUCUUACGCUAUCAAUCCUUGCCACAUUGCCCGUUAGCAUGAAUGGUCUCGAUGGAGGAACAUGUUACAUAAGUACUCAAGGAGCUUUCCCCGCGGAAAGGUAUUGUAAUUUUUCAUUUCGUACGAUUUAUAGGUUAAUUGAAAUAGCAAAGCAUAGAUACCCAUAUUUAUAUGGUGAUGAAAAUCCACAAAGUCAGGAUAAUCUUAAAAAAAUGACCGAUUCAGUUCAUUUAAUGAAAGCCAAAUCAUCUAAAGAGUUGGCAAAUAUAUUAGAGAACUUUCAAGAAUUCAUUAUCGAAAAAAAUAUUAGAUUAUUAAUAAUCGAUUCAUUUGGAGCUCUUAUAAAAAAAGAAUUUAUUGAUAAAAAAGAUUCUUUAGAUAAAAGAAGUCGAUUAUUAGUUAAAUUUGCGGCAUGGUUAAAGUAG
This is a messenger RNA of Scutellospora calospora, 771 nucleotides long. Lineage: Eukaryota; Fungi; Glomeromycota; Glomeromycetes; Diversisporales; Gigasporaceae. The record is from the annotation of a GenBank genome assembly.